AUGGCGUCUCCUCAAUCAGCACUUGACUCUACGACUUCGACUCAACCAUCUCCUCCCACACCACCCACAUCGACCUUGCUAUCUGCCACACGUACGAGCUCUACCUCGACAACCGCCACCCUUCCAGCGUUGACGACGCCAUGGGGAAGUCCUCAGAGCUGCACCUGGACGUAUGUUGUCAGUCACCCAGAGGAGACUGCCUCGCCAGGCGCCGUCGCAUUUCUGGACCUCGAACCCAUGCCCGGAGCCAGCACUUUGUCGUGUUAUCCUAAUGGCAUGUUCUCAUAUGGUCGCACAGGCGUAUUUAGUCCUGAUUGUAGGCGCUCCGUGGCGACAGGCCUAGCCGUCCCCAUCACCUACGACGCGAUACAAGGUACAUACGAUGUUCUCACCCAGUCUACAACAACGUUGUAUAGCGGCAUGUUGGCAGUCAGCACCAUUCAAGUGCAAUUUACAGCCGAGGACAAGAAGGAACUGGGAAUCGGCUCAGAUGAAGAUGGCGUACCUCGCACCUUGUCCAUGGGUGCCCGUAUUGGCAUCGCCGUGGGUGCCUGCGCAUUCGUAUUGCUCUGCCUUUGCCUCAUCUAUUAUAUCCUUGCCAGGAGGCGCCGGUCUCGAGAGGGUUUGACCAAGGACCGUCUGAUGCGAGACUUGAAAACUAUGCAUCGUCGCGGGCCAUCGGCAUGCGAUGGCCCGUACGCGGGAGAUUUGAGCAUGUCUUCCACCAUCUCUAGUACACAAGCACCAUACGAGCGACAUGAGCCGCCACCCGCAUACGAUCCGGGUCGCACGAGGAGGAUUUCCGGAAGCCGCGAUGCCUAUAGUGGCAGACAGCGAGACGGACAAAUUAGAGCGCUCAACGAGCAGAAGGCGGCGAUAGAGCAACGCAUCGAAGAAUUGCAAAUGCAGGAGACCUUGCCACAUGAGCCAUUGGCGCCCAGGCAUUGA
Molecule: messenger RNA, 948 nt
Organism: Metarhizium brunneum ARSEF 3297
Lineage: Eukaryota; Fungi; Ascomycota; Sordariomycetes; Hypocreales; Clavicipitaceae
Source: RefSeq, a predicted model, not a curated record